AUGGCGUUCGUUUGUGUGAACGCUGUGCUCAUGAGUGGUAGAGGCACUUGGAUCACAGCAAGGUGCGAUUGGACAGUUGGGGAACUUAAGCGACAAGCGCAAAAUUCAUUGCAAACUGGACGUGGCAUCUUGGUCAACCAAUCCGGCGAGUUCCUGCGCGACGAAGAAAACCUUCUCGAUGCUGGCGUGAAGAUGGGUGACGUCGUCUCCCUCCAUUUGAGGGAAGUGCAUAUCGCUGCUACAACCAAUGCAUUUUGUGCUGUCCUAGGCGACGGACGUGUCGUGUCAUGGGGUGAUUCGAAGUAUGGCGGUGACUGUAGCUCGGUCAGCAAGCUGUUGAAAGACGUGAAGCACAUUGCCGCUUCGUUUGCUGCCUUCGCUGCUGUCCUUCGCAACGGAUCUGUGGUUGCUUGGGGGAACUCGGGUUUCGGGGGCAAUAUUGGCCCCGUGGCACACCAGCUGGGCAAUGUGGAGCGAAUCAUAGCUUCAUGUGGCGCCUUUGCUGCCAUGUGUGCGGAUGGAUCCGUCGUGACUUGGGGGCACGGCAGCCAUGGCGGCAACAGCCGAGCGGUCCAGCACCGGCUCCGGAAUGUUCAAGA
Molecule: messenger RNA, 599 nt
Organism: Symbiodinium sp. CCMP2456
Lineage: Eukaryota; Dinophyceae; Suessiales; Symbiodiniaceae
Source: the annotation of a GenBank genome assembly